AAAACGCGUCAAACUGAUCCAUGUAAACAAGGAGAGACAUACACACCAAGGUUCUAAAAAUACCCAAACAUCCACAAAGACACAACGAGAGCAGAAAGAGGCCUGCCUUCCGUUUUCAUGGCCACGCUCUGCCCUUUUUGAGGCAAAUUCCCACAUUCCCUCGCAUGACUGCUAGGAAGCUCUCCCGAAAAAUGUUCCGUCUGAGCGUCGGCCGCCGGCGGUUCCUCUGGCGAUUCUCGAUCCUCCGCCGCCGCCUCCGCUCACUCUGGAACAGAAUCAUCACCUUCGCCGCGGGCAAAUCCACCCGGUACCGACAGCUGUCGUGCAACGGGAUGUCAUCUCCGUCUCCGGUGGGGGACGUAGAGAGGGGUUUCGACCGCGGCAACGACCCUUCGGACUUGGUUGCUCUGAAGAUCAGCCUGUUGGGUGAUUGUCAAAUCGGGAAAACAAGCUUUCUGAAAAAGUACGUGGGGAGAGAAAAAGAGCAGGGAGGAAUUCAGAUGGCAGGGCUGCACCAGAUGGACAAGACACUAAGCGUCAGAGGGGCGAGGAUUGCUUAUAGUAUCUGGGAGGUUGGAGGAGGUGAAACUUCUCAGGAUCACAUUCCAAUUGCUUGUAAAGACUCAGUAGCCAUAUUAAUCAUGUUUGAUCUGACCAGUAGAUGCACUUUAAAUAGCGUAAUCAGGUGGUAUCAACAAGCAAGGAAGUGGAAUCAGAAUGCGAUUCCGGUACUGGUAGGGACCAAGUUCGACGAUUUCGUCCGACUGCCAAUGGAUUUGCAAUGGACCAUCGCAAGUCAGGCAAGAGCAUAUGCAAGGGCCCUGAAUGCACCCCUUUUCUUUUCAAGCGCGACGUACAACAUAAACGUGAACAAGAUCUUCAAGUUCAUCACGGCAAAGCUCUUCAACCUGCCUUGGACUCUGGAGCGAAACCUGACAAUCGGAGAACCCAUCAUCGAUUUCUAGAUUUCGCUUUGGAAUCACACCUUGUCAAUAUUUCUGACUGAGUUAGUAGAAAUUGCUAGAUAAGGAAAAAAGAGAUCAAAGCCAACCGGUCACUGGAUUUGCCAGAAUUGUCUGCUGCUCCCAGUGAAAAUUCGAGUUGUUUCAUUUGAUAUGUAAAGAAUAAGAGGAAUGUAUCUUCAUUUAAGAAUAAAUCUGAUCAAUUCAAUUUGUGUA
This is a messenger RNA of Rhododendron vialii, 1178 nucleotides long. RefSeq names its product septum-promoting GTP-binding protein 1-like. Bases 165 to 965 code for a protein of 266 amino acids. The record is from RefSeq and is a predicted model, not a curated record. NCBI's taxonomy places the organism in Eukaryota, Viridiplantae, Streptophyta, Magnoliopsida, Ericales, Ericaceae. Gene Ontology annotation, molecular function: GTPase activity; GTP binding. The transcript is spliced from 7 exons.